AGGAUUUCACUAACGCGCGCAAUGCAUCGCUAACCCUGCGCAGGGGCUUGAACCCAUCGCAACCUCACCGAACCCAUCGCACAUGGACGAUGAGUUGCUUAUGGAUUUCACUAAGCGCCUGCGACGGGUUAACCCGUCGCUAACUCAUCGCAGCUUAGCGGAUGCUCAAAGGGUGCUCGCAGAGCUGCGAUGAGUUCAAAAACGUAACUUCCUGUCUCAAGGUCAAAUACUGGCGCGAAAACUUUUAUAAGUUUUUGUACACCGGUACGGUGUAUGGAGGAUUUCGGUUGUUUUGCAAGGUAUUUUAAUCAUGGCUCGCCUUCUUUACAUAAAUAACGCGAGAGCACUUAAUAGAGAGCGUGUUUUUAGGGAUAGGACUAAUCCAUUGGAUACAUUAAACGAUAAAAAGAUGCACAAAUAUUAUAGGUUUACGCGACAGGGUGUGAUGAGAGUUAUUGACUUGUUGGAGGACAGAAUUGCGCCGUUGACUCAGAGGAGUCAUUCUAUUGAUGCGAGGUUGCAGAUUUUCGUUGCUUUAAACUUUUACGCAACCUCAGAUUUUUAUUCCAGUGUACUGAAAGAUCAUGGUGUUUCAAUUUCAACUGUUUGUAGAAUAAUUAAUCGUGUGACAGAGGUGCUUGCUAGUUUGAAAGAACAGGUAGUAACAUGGAGGCCGGCGGGUGAGAAGCAAAUGGAAUUUUUGGAGUUGAGUGGCUUCCCGAUGGUCGUCGGAGCCAUCGACUGUACUCAUGUAUGGCUUGACGGCAGUCCACUAAAGACAACCGAAUAUGCGUACGUCAAUAGGAAGGGGUGGCAUAGCAUCAAUGUGCAAUUUGUCACCGAUGCAAAUUACAAUAUAAUCAAUGUCUGUGCCCGCUGGCCAGGGUCUGUCCAUGACUGCAGAGUAUUGGAGAAUUCCUAUGUUGGGCAGGAUUUCCAGCGUGGAGAAUUGGAGGGAGUUCUCCUCGGUGACUCGGGCUACCCCCAACGAUCAUGGCUCAUGACCCCUUUCCGCAACCCCCAAACACAUGCUGAACGUACCUACAAUAGGGCUCACAUGAGAGGACGAGUAGUUGUUGAACAGACUAAUGGACAGAUCAAGAAGAAAUUCCCUUGUCUGAGAAGAGGCCUAAGAGUAAAACCAAAGAAGGCAUGCCAGAUCAUCAUUGCGUGCACCGUGUUGUACCGGUUAUCAAAGGACUGGAAAGAACCCUAUCUUGGACGAGACCAUGAGCUUCCUGAUGUUGGUGUUGAUGACUUUGAUGGCCCUGUCAACAAUGAGGGAUAUGCAGCACGAGCCCAACUGGUUGCCAGAUGCUUUACUUGAAAUCUGCUAUAUCCAGAGACAUUGCUUUUCUAUUUUUAAAGUACUUAGAAAUGCAUUGCUUAUUGAUGAUGGUAUAUGACCCAGAGUCUACAUAUUGAACAUAUCCAUGUACAUUAUUAUUUUGAUUUACUUGAACAUUGAAGGUGGCAAUGGGAUUUGUAUGUAAACUGUUUGUAUUUUAUAUACUGUAAAUAUUAUCUUCAAAGGUUCAAUGAAAAAAGGGUAAUACAUGUUUGUAUAAUGAAUAUGAACAUGUUAUGAAGAUAUAAUGUUAAACCAUAUUAAACUUGAAAAUAAGAGAUUUUAAGUUUUAAGAUUUAAGUAUUAUUCCAAAUUAAGGAGAUACUAAACACACAAUAAAAUGGGUUCAAAAUGUUGAACAUUCUUUAUUUAUAUAUAUUUGCAGAUUUCUUUCGUAUAAACACUUUGAGCAUGUGAUACAUUAAUGCCUGUGUCACCCUGUAAUAUACACAGAAUGUAGCAGGACAGAACACUUUAAUUAUAAUGUCUACUGCUCAGCAUGCGUUUGGAUAUCUGCAGCUGUAGAUUGGGGAGUGGCAGUCAAUAUCUGCAGGCACCCAUGAAUUCCUUGAAGGGUAGUGAGAAUCCCUUCAAGAACCUUGACCUUUCUAUGCUCGUUUGCAGCCAUAGUUUUGUUGAGGGAAAGUAAGUUGACCUCAUCUGUCUCUUUUUUCGCAGCUUUCUUCCCCUUCUUCCUCUUUCUCUUUCCUUCCUGCUGAGAUUCCUGAGACUAAAAUUAAGAUAUAAGAUAAACAAGAUUAAUAACGGUAUUAAUAAAUUAUAGAUUUUCUGUUGGAAAAAUAGAAGAAAUUGAAGAAGCAAGAUUUAAGUGUACAUAAGGGGAGGUAAAAAACAAUUGUUCUAUGUAAAUAAAGGACAUAUGAAAGUGCACUGCGGCUCAGUGUUAUGAAUGUGGCCUCGUUUCCAGUAAUGAUGACUGCCUCUUGUUUCAAGUUACAUGAACCCUUUGCUACUAAUAUCACUUUGUUUUUUUGAUAAUCUAUACAUGUAAGUAAUACCUUAACCUGUAGACACGAUCAUUUAAGUUCCAAAUUGUUAUCCAAAAUAUGUAUCUAACUAUCUACUAUAUAUAGAUUUGAGAUGAACCUCCUUUUCUCAUUCUUCAUUUUGACUUGGUGCUAGCCUGAAGACUUGAAUACCAGCUAUACUGAUUUACUUGUAUAUAUAUCGGAUUUUACUAGCAUGCAUAUAUUUUCUGUGAAAGUAAAUAUGAACUUGAAAUUUACACUUA
This is a messenger RNA of Strongylocentrotus purpuratus (purple sea urchin), 2600 nucleotides long. RefSeq names its product putative nuclease HARBI1. The record is from RefSeq and is a predicted model, not a curated record. NCBI's taxonomy places the organism in Eukaryota, Metazoa, Echinodermata, Echinoidea, Camarodonta, Strongylocentrotidae. Bases 311 to 1327 code for a protein of 338 amino acids. The transcript is spliced from 2 exons.